CAAAUUUGUGCUUUUUUUUAUUCCUAUUUUUAUUUCAAUUAAUUAAGAAAUCUUAAUCUUGAGAGUGUUUAAAUUUCUUUGCAGAGGUGAAAAUGGUUAGCAGGGUUAAUUAAGGGCUCGUGCCACUCCGCCCAUUGUUGGAUGCCUCAUUACCAUUCACGCGCCAAGUUCAAACGUGGUGGCACACGAGUUCAUAGCAGGUGAAAUGGCCUCUGUGAAUGCUAUGCAGCAGUGUUUGAACUUCUCUAGCAGUGGGGAGGACGACAGCAGUGACAAUAGCUUUGAUGAAUGGGCGCCAAGGAGUGUCCCACUUAGAAGCCCCUCUGCAGCCUGUCAAACACCCCGGGUCCAGCGCCACCGCCCCAGGAGUGUUACAGUUUCCCCAUCCAUUCCCACCUCUCCCAUACCUUAUGCUGCAUGGAAAAAACUUCGGCUUUGUGACUCACCCAGUACACCGAAGAGUUUGCUGUCGAAAUCAACCCUGCCCUGCUCCAGCACCAAGCCAUGUCGCAGUCAAAAAUUCCUUCACCUGUCUACAGCUUUUGACCGUGUGCCCUCAGUGAACAUCAACCCUUUUACACCAGACACAGUGCGCAGGAAUAGUGAGCACUAUAAGAGGAAGAGCCAAAGAAGUGAUGACGACGAUGAUGGACACAGAUUCAAGGAAACUCAAAACUCGUCAGAGGAUGAGUAUUUAUUUCUCCCACCGAAGAGGCUAGCAGUGUCAGCCCGCAUGCUGUCACGUUAUGAGAGUGAGUUUCUUGAGCUGGGCUGCAUUGGCGUGGGUGAAUUUGGUGCUGUGUAUCGAUGUGUGAAGAGGCUGGAUGGUUGCAUGUACGCCAUCAAGCGCUCACGUAGGCCAAUUGCAGGCUCUGCCAAUGAACAGCUGGCCUUAAAGGAAGUGUAUGCCCAUGCAGUGCUGGGACAUCACCCCCAUGUUGUCCGAUACUACUCUGCAUGGGCUGAGGAUGACCAUAUGAUUAUACAAAAUGAGUACUGUGACGGAGGUAGCCUCCAUGAUGCUAUAGCUGAAAAGGGAGAGCAGGGGGAGUUCUUCAGUGUGCCAGAGCUAAGGGAUCUGCUCCUACAGGUCUCCAUGGGGCUCAAAUACAUCCACAGCUCAGGCCUGGUGCAUCUUGAUAUCAAACCCAGUAAUGUUUUCAUCUGCCGUCGACCCAGCUCUAGUGCUGGUGGAGAGGGAGAUAGUGAAGAAGAGGAUGAAAGCCAUUCCUCUGGGGUUUUAUAUAAAAUUGGUGACUUGGGUCAUGUGACCUCCAUCACAAGUCCUCGGGUAGAGGAAGGGGACAGCCGCUUCCUUGCCUAUGAGGUUCUGCGAGAGGACUACACCCAUCUUCCUAAAGCAGAUAUUUUUGGGCUUGGCCUUACAGUGUUUUUAGCUGCUGGAGCUCCACCCCUUCCCCAGAAUGGAGAUGCCUGGCACAGCCUUAGGCAGGGUCAGCUACCUAGCCUGUCCCAGGAAUUACCACCACCCUUUAUAAGCCUAAUAAAGACGCUGUUAGAUCCUGAUCCUACUUUAAGACCUUCUGCAUCUGCAUUGUGUCGGCACAAUGUACUGCACAAAGAGAGGGCUGGGAAACUGGCUGCGCAGCUGCGUAGAGAGCUCAAUGUGGAAAAGUUCAGAACAGCUGUAUUGGAGAGGGAACUCCAGGAGGCCCGACUGGCUGCUCUCUCACCCAGGCAGUCAUCCCAACCAGGGUCACUUCCAAGAAUUGGGAGGAAGCAUGUGGGCAGAGGUGCAGCCCGCUCUGCAAGCUUUGGUUUCCCUGGAGACUAGCACUGACUGAGUUUAACACUGGAUUUGUCAUGUACUAUUUGUGCCAACCAGAUCUACAUACCCCUAUUCCCUAUAUGCAUUUAAGUGAGGUAUUUUAUUUUUAAUUACACAGCAUCUGUGUUACUACUGGUAAAAAUCCUA
This is a messenger RNA of Xyrauchen texanus (razorback sucker), 1936 nucleotides long. Its product is annotated as wee1-like protein kinase 2. NCBI's taxonomy places the organism in Eukaryota, Metazoa, Chordata, Actinopteri, Cypriniformes, Catostomidae. The record is from RefSeq and is a predicted model, not a curated record. Gene Ontology annotation, molecular function: ATP binding; magnesium ion binding; non-membrane spanning protein tyrosine kinase activity. Gene Ontology annotation, biological process: regulation of meiosis I; mitotic cell cycle; protein phosphorylation. Bases 206 to 1795 code for a protein of 529 amino acids. Gene Ontology annotation, cellular component: nucleus. The transcript has 12 exons.